Molecule: messenger RNA, 1098 nt
Organism: Acytostelium subglobosum LB1
Lineage: Eukaryota; Evosea; Eumycetozoa; Acytosteliales; Acytosteliaceae
Exons: 5
Coding region: 1-1098 (365 amino acids)
Biological process (GO): plasma membrane organization
Molecular function (GO): protein binding
Source: RefSeq, a predicted model, not a curated record
AUGUCCACCAGCGCAAAGGCCAAGACCAAUCCGGUCACAGAGAACACUCUCAAGACUAUUAAUAACCUCAAGGUGAACACUCCACCAUUGUUCACUGAGAUUGUCAGGGCUGCAAACAAGUAUCAGCAGCAGUGUCAGGCAUUGAGCCAGGCUGGUUUCGUGCUUGCCGACACCAUCAACAGACUGACGAUUCACAACCCAGGCGAGUUUGGUGAUGGCAUCAAGAGGCUGUCAGAGGUCAUCAGAGAGAUGGAGACAAAGAGAGAGGAGGUCUCGAGGACAUUGUUGAGUGAUCUGAUCACACCAUGUAAACAAGCAAUCGACACUGAUCUUAAAGAUGUUAUUACAUUCGAGAAGAACUUUAAGAGAGACAAGGAGAACAUGAGACAAGAGAUCUUGAAGCUCGAGGCUAGAACCAGAAAGGCAGGCAAGAAGACCACUGCUGAGGUCCUCAAACAGCAAAUUACAGAGUUGAAUGACAAGAUCAAGGAAUCGGAACAACUCAACUCCAACAAGCUAAAGGAUGUUGUGUUGAUGGAGAGGAAGAAGAUGGCCACCUUUUUAUCACAGUUCAAUCAGUUCUUGGACAAGGAGCUCGAACUCUACACUGAGAACUCGAGCCGACUGACCACCGGAUUGCAGACGUGGCGCGACCUGAUCAACGUCCAGGGCCAGCUGCCCACGGACGUCGAGUCGAUGAUCAGCAAACAGGAGAGGACGCUGGUGCAGAUCCAGCCACAGGCGGACAACAGCGACAGCUACCGCAUCUCCUACGCCCCCGGCAAGAUGCAGAGCAGCGGCGGCGCCACCUCGUACGCUGAAUCAUACGAGUCCUACGACUCUUACGACAACUAUGACAGCUACAACAACUACGACAGCAACUACUCGGCGAGCAAUGAGUACAGCGGCGCCACAGAGGUCCAAGCCCGAGCACUAUACGACUACAACAGCCAGGAGUCAACCGAUUUGAACCUGACUGCCGGCGCCAUCAUCUCCAUCAUUCAACAAGACGAUGGCUCUGGUUGGACCAAGGGUCGUGAUGCGAAUGGCAACGAAGGAAUCUUCCCAUCCUCCUACAUUGAAUAUUUAAGCUAUUAA